UUGCGAAACCACAGAAGGCACAGCUGAGGCUUUCUGUUGCCUCAGUAAAGCUAGAUCUGUAGAUGCAAACACUCUCACGUUUGAUCCGUCAUGUUUCGAGAGGAAUGCCUUCUGUUAUUUCGGCUUAAUGGAACCGAUCGCAGCACGGGACCAGUUGCUUUUUUCCACUCGUUUUAUAUUCGUUAGUUUGGGGUUCCUUCAUUCCACUGGACCGGCAUGGCGCGACACCUUCGACUGCAUUUCGCUUCGCGUAGAAGCAACACCGAUCCGCUCUCGGAAACGUGCAGCGCUCAAGCCGAGGAAAGCGUGCGCAUGUCCGGACACAUGAAGCUGACCCCAGGACAGCUGGCUCUAGCUUUGCCACCCUUGUCGCCAGAAAACGGUAAUUUACAACGGCACCCCACCCUAGUUAUGCCCAAGGUGAACGGGAGCAAAAAAAGCACGCUUCAGAUCUCCUUACAACCUUGCAAGCAGAACGGAGACGCGGACGGCGGGGAAGACGGAGAGAAGGACGGAAACGGGGAUGGAGGUUCGUGCUGCAGCAGCACAACAAGCGACGCCGGAUAUUGCAGCAGCAACAGCAUAUUCGAAGCGGAUCUCCCGGAUCGCAAGCCGAUUGCUCGGCGGAAAGCGAGGGCGCCGUUACGGCGCUGCUCGUCUUUGGUUAUUUUCCCACGGAGCCCGUGCACCACGCCGCCCGCCUCGCCCGUUAGUCCGGUUGCGUCUCCGAUGAUUCCUCCGCUCCCUCCGUCAGCACGAAGCUCCUUCCAAACCUCUCAUCAGAUGCAGCUGUCCAGCACCGAUGCGUCUCACGAGGACAAGGGAUCCAUCGCCACUGCAGUUAAUGGUCUACGCUUGUCUAAAAACAGCACGUCAGCGGAGCACCGAGACGCCAAACCCAUCGUGCACUUCAGCGUGCCACCGGAGCAACCCGAAAGACACUCCAGCGUUUUAUUGCACUUCGCAAACCAGAGACCGCUUCCCUCGGGGAAAGUAAGUUCGGCCAAAACUAAGCUUAACGUCGACUGUCCCAAACCUCUCGAGGAGCCUCAGAAAGCCAAGCUUUUCCGCAGCACCUCGGCUUGUGUGUUGCCCAGACCAUCGUCGACGGAAAGAAGGCACAACACUUUCCCGACUGCUUGUAGUUUGCAUCAGUCUUCAAAGAAAGGAUCUCAUCCCAUCCUUCAUAGGAGUAUUUCUCUGGAGUUACCCUGUGCGAACGCUGAGAUAUCUUGUCACGUUUCAAACGCUGCAGACUUGCACUCCACGAACGGCCCUCCGCAUGUACACAUCCACGUAUCGCACGGGACAGGUGCCAGAAAAUCAAACACCGCGCAGGACAACGGCAUCAACAACACAACGUGUCACGUGCCGACCUGCGCUGAGAGAAAUUAUACCACGAGGGAUGACUUCCUCGGACAAGUGGAUGUUCCUCUACACCAGAUCCCUACAGAAAAUCCGAACAACGAAAGGCCGUACACUUUCAAGGACUUCCUGUUGCACCCGAGAAGUCACAAGUCGAGGGUGAAAGGUCAUCUGCGACUGAAGAUGACUUACCUGCCCAAAAACAGCGAUGCGGAGGACGACCCUGCUGAACUCACCGAGAAUAUAGAUCCUGGCUGGGAGUUUUUGGAGCCUCAUGAAUUAUGCAGUCCUCAUCACCCGCAUCAGCUGCCUGCGCUGCCCCCUGGCUGGGAGGAGCGGCAGGACAACCUGGGGCGAACUUACUACGUCAACCACGAGAGCAGGACCACACAGUGGCACAGACCCACCAUCCAGGACACUCAAAGAGACAAUGAACAGAGACAGGAUACACACAACGAGUCCCAGCGGGCGUUCCUCACACGCAGACAAAUAUCCGAACAUGACGAGAACCACGAGCGCAGAGAGUCACCUGAGAGCUGGGAGAUCAUAACGGCAGAUGAGUCCACGUUAUACAGCCUGAGCGAGCGCUCGCCACCGCCCCCUCACUCCCCGAUGGAGUUCACGGGAUUCUGUGAGGAGUUCAGCCGACUGCAGCCAGGAAACGACAGACGCACUUCCCUCACGGCACAGGGUCACGGCAGCCGCAGAGGAAGCACACAGACCCUCACGGUGGAAGAGCAUCCGGUUCACCCCGUGCUGUUACCCACCUCUUCCGGGCUGCCUCCGGGAUGGGAGGAAAAGCAGGACAGUAAAGGGAGACUUUAUUACGUCAACCACAACAGCAGAACCACGACCUGGACACGGCCGCUCAUUCAGCUCAUACAGCCUCCCAAUGAGGUGGUGGGCGGGGCCAUGUCUCUCUCCCAGAAUGCCACAGGCUACGCUCCGCCCCUGCUCUCCCCGGAAGUGUCCCCGCAGCACACACACUCACACACACCGGAGCCCGUGGGCCUGAUGCCGACCGGCUGGGAGGUGCGCAGCGCUCCGAACGGACGGGCCUUUUUCAUAGACCACAACACGAAGACCACCUCAUGGGACGACCCCCGGCUGAAGGUUCCCAUGCAAAUGAGGAGAGUCUCCCUCGACCCCACUGACCUCGGCCCACUGCCGCCUGGCUGGGAGGAGCGAGUACAUAGUGACGGCAGAAUCUUCUACAUCGAUCACAACACAAAAGUCACGCAGUGGGAAGAUCCGAGACUGCAGAAUUCAGCCAUCACUGGUCCGGCCGUGCCUUACUCCAGAGACUAUAAACAGAAGUAUGAAUACUUCCGCAAGAAACUGAAGAAACCGGCAGACAUCCCGAACCGCUUCGAGCUGAACGUGAGGCGUAACGCUCUCCUGGAGGACUCGUACCGCCGGAUCCUGGCCGUCAAGCGCUCGGAGCUGCUGAAGGCCCGUCUCUGGGUGGAGUUCGAGGGGGAGAAGGGCCUCGACUACGGGGGCGUGGCCCGGGAAUGGUUCUUCCUGAUCUCCAAGGAAAUGUUCAACCCUUAUUAUGGGCUGUUUGAGUAUUCUGCCACGGAUAACUACACCCUGCAGAUCAACCCCAACUCAGGUCUGUGUAACGAGGACCACCUGUCGUACUUCAAGUUCAUCGGCCGGGUGGCUGGAAUGGCCGUUUAUCACGGGAAGCUUUUGGAUGCAUUCUUCAUCCGGCCCUUCUACAAGAUGAUGUUGCAGAAGCCAAUCACGUUACAGGAUAUGGAGUCAGUGGACAACGAGUAUUUUAAUUCCCUGCGAUGGAUUUUGGAGAACGACCCCACAGAGCUGGACCUCCGGUUCGCCAUCGACGAGGAGCUUUUUGGACAGACGCACCAGCGUGAUCUGAAGCCAGGAGGUGCUGAUAUUGUCGUCAAUGACACCAACAAAAAGGAGUAUAUUCAUCUGGUGAUGCAGUGGAGGUUUGUAGAUCGGAUCCAGAGACAGAUGACGGCCUUCAAGGAGGGUUUCUACGAGCUGAUCCCUCUGGACCUGAUCAAGAUCUUUGAUGAAAACGAGCUGGAGCUGUUGAUGUGUGGCUUAGGAGACGUGGACGUCAACGACUGGAGAGAAAACACCAAAUAUAAAAAUGGCUACAACCCCAAUCACCCCGCCAUCGUCUGGUUCUGGAAGGCGGUGCUGCUGAUGGAUGCAGAGAAGCGGAUCCGUCUGCUGCAGUUUGUGACGGGCACGUCCCGCCUACCAAUGAACGGAUUUGCUGAGCUCUACGGAUCCAACGGGCCGCAGUUGUUCACCAUCGAACAGUGGGGGACGAGAGACAAACUGCCCCGAGCACACACCUGUUUUAACCGGUUGGAUCUUCCUCCGUACGAGUCGUUCGACGAGCUGCGAGAGAAAAUGCACAUGGCGAUAGAGAACGCUCAGGGUUUUGAUGGAGUGGAUUAAACUCUGACGUCCAGGACAGGAGCGUAACCAUGACGACAGCAUCACGACUGCCGGUAUCAAAGCAGGCGGCACACGUGUGUGUGUGUGUGUGUGUGUGUGUGGCUCUAUGGGAAAGAGUAACAAGACUCGAGAUCUGGUGAACGCUGGUGUUACGAAAGCUGAUGAAAAAGACUCGAUGACAAUGUGAUAUGUUUAUAAUGUUUACAACAUAACGUUUUGUAAUGUACCUCUGCAUACAGCUGUAUGUUUCAACCUACAAUAUUUCUAAAUAUCUAUAGAUUUGAUCAUGUCUAGGCAUUUGGGCAUAGUUAAGGCAUCGUAUAUUUCUUAUAUGAGCUUUUAAGUCGUGCAUUAUAGAUGUGUCGAAGUGAAUAUUUCUUGAAAUACACAAUAUAAUGGUGUUGGUAUCUGUAUAAAUAGUCAUUUUAUGAUUUUGAAUGUUUUUAAAAACUUUAAACGUCUAAUCACGCCUGAGAAAAUCUCAAUAUUUGCUGUCAAUCAAUACGUUUUCUGGCUUUGACUUUGUUUACAUGGUUUUUUGUUUACAGAUUCCCCGCUUUCGAAAACCAUAUGAUUAUUAAAAUGGCUUUUUUUUUACCGCUUUCGAAGGUUGAAGCACUUUUCUAAAACAAACGUUUCCAGUCUUACUGUAUAUAGAUCACCUCAAUCAUGUGAUUUUGUGACGCUUUAUAUCAUUUACUAAAUGUUUACAGUAUAAAUAUUGCUUAAAGUAAGCACGUUUUGUCUCACAAGAAACAUAUCGGACUGUUAAAUAACUUUGCCUUCAUUUGUAAUAUAUAAUAUUAUAUCAGUGUGCUGAACUUUAAAUGGAGAAACACUUUUAUGGUCUGUUGUAUAUUUAGACGCUUCUCCAUGAACGUCCGCUGCAUUUCUACAGUGGUUUUGGCACUGAUGAGAGGGACUUUCAGAAAGGGUUUUCUAUCAAAGCUUUAUGAGCAAAAGUGUAUUUCAUUUUAAUGUAAAAUGUGCUUGUUUCAAUUGUCACGCCGAUCUUUAUGGCUGCAUAUUUUUGGACAAUUAAUAAAAUGAAAACGACUCUUUCCAUGUGA
Messenger RNA from Pimephales promelas (fathead minnow), 4880 nucleotides. RefSeq names its product NEDD4 E3 ubiquitin protein ligase a (gene nedd4a). The record is from RefSeq and is a predicted model, not a curated record. NCBI's taxonomy places the organism in Eukaryota, Metazoa, Chordata, Actinopteri, Cypriniformes, Leuciscidae. Gene Ontology annotation, cellular component: cytoplasm. Gene Ontology annotation, biological process: ubiquitin-dependent protein catabolic process; regulation of dendrite morphogenesis; neuromuscular junction development. Gene Ontology annotation, molecular function: protein binding; ubiquitin protein ligase activity; sodium channel inhibitor activity.